GGCAAGUAGCCUGACCAGACGCCGUGCGUAGCACGGCGUCUGACCUCCUCCCAUACCGCCAGUACAGUGAACGGCCAAUUCUAGAAUUUCUACAUUUAAAAAAAAACAUUUUAAAUUAACGCAAUUAAUUAUUUUGGAACUAUACUCACAUUUGGCUAUGCCACGUUGCUGUGCGCAUCCAUUGUCAUCUUUCUUGAUAUCUGAUAGUGAGGUUUUACUGAUUUAAUGCAACAAAUUAACCUAAAACUUGGUCCUUGGUGAUCGCACUAAAAUUCCAAAAUAGUAGCUUCACGAAACAUACGUAUUGCGCAUGCGCAACCGGAAGUGCGAGCACGUGUGCGUUCAAUGUGUUACGGAAAGCUUGUCGUCUGCUGCAGGCUAAAAUGGAGGGAACUAUUUCUUCUUGCAUCAAUUGUAAACAAAAUUUUACACCAAAAAACAAAGGCUUUUAUCGUCAUCAAGUCAAAACAACCACCUCGCCAAGAACAUUCACGGCUAUUUUUAGGAAGCCACCUUCGUUUUAUGAACUGAAUGUUUUUAUUUGUAGACGGUGCUACAGGUUCCUCGUCAGUCAAACAAGGCCAGUACAGAGUAGGAAAAGGACCGCCCGACGGACGCUGCAUCAAGCCGGAUCCCCUGGACAAAGUCCUCAACGAGUACAUGAAGAGUCGGAGGAAUAUGAACAUUCAUCACCUGGACUUUCAACUCCAGCUGCAAAGCGACCCGCGCAUUUUCCGACGCCUGACCUCCAUGCACCAAGACCUAACGGAUCCGUGGAGGAAGCGCAGGACACUCCGCAUGAAUCAUGUCUUCUUGUGCAACAUGACCAUGAUUACACGCCCUCGCGAGAAAUACUGAGGCCAGGUGACGGUGAAUUCGCAGAAGGAGAAAGAUGUAUAUCGUCACCAAAUGAUCAAGUAGAUGCUCACGUGCAGACAAACCUUCCGCCAUCAUCGCCAUCAUCAUCUCUUCUAGACGCAGAACCAUCAAUGAGCAUUGAACUCAACGAUGAGCUUCCGUCUCUCUUUCCUGAAUCUGGUUCGAGACCAACCACUGCAAAGGAGAGGGCUGUAGCGAGUGUCGAAAAUUCGCAAUAUCGCCUCGCAUUCAGACAAUUAUGUGGGAAUUAUCCAGCAGCAAAGAAGGCACUGUUACAGGUCACGCAAGAGAUGAUCCGGGAAGAAGUGAAAGCCAUUAAGCGAUCCGGAAGCGCCUUGAGCCAGCCAGUGACAAUUGGAAAUGUCGCAGAAUUCAGCUGGGAGGAUCUUGUAGAGGACACCGAGAAGAUUAUGCCACUCUCAAUCAGUUGCAUCUCGGCAAUGAUGCCUUCGGUCAAAGGGGCCAAGAGAGGAAGAACAAAAGGAAAGAAAGGCUCUCGGAGGGGACUAUCCGAUAAAGAGGCAAAGGAAAUCAUCGACCGCAGAAUGGGAAUUAUACUAGCCAUGGCAUUAUACACCCACUCGCCACGCAGCUUCCAAUUUGUCCAGGCGACCAUGGGAAUAGAACUGUGGCGCCAAGGAGUGUCCCAGAAAGUCUUCCGGACGCUCAAUCACAGUGGCAUCACCAUGGGAGCAGAGCGCGUCAGGUUCCAUGUCGAUAGAAUGGCGGAAAAUCAUGACCAACAACUUAAAGAGUGGAAGUGUACAAUUGAGGAAGCGCCGAGCAUGACAAUACGUCGGAAGCUAAAGUUCAUUACCGGUCCUCCUACAUUUGGACUCUGUAUUGACAACGUGCAGAAGGGAUGUGAAGCAAAACAUCAAGGCAGAACACAUAGCAACAAAUUCCUCCUUCAGACGAUGUGCUACGCGGCAAGGGACAGGGUGCCAGCUUCUUCGUCAUCCUCGACAGUGAGCGAUGCAGAGGACUUAGACCCGUUUAGCUUCUUGCCCUCACCGGAAGUCUUCAACCGCCAGCGAAUGCGCUUAGUAGAUGUGGUAUCGAACAUCAUGGGGAGGCAUAUGGGCUUUUUAGAGAGCUUAUCUCCUGACCUUCCCAUCACACAAGAACACGCACAAACAGCUGCCAUGGCUAAGAAGUCUGAAAUGGUAACAAUUGGAGUUGUGAACGCCAAUCCUAGUACCACGCAGGGGACAAUUUCAGUCCUGGAGCGCCUCCAGACCUAUGUGCCUGUUACCGAAGGAACACCAACACAGACCCUCGUCAGUGGCGACGGGCUGACAAUCGAACGCAUAUUACACGCCCAGAGAGCGCGAAGUAACGGGGAACGAUGGGAGGACAGACUCGACGCAUUCUUUGCAACACCUCAGGAGUUCCACAAGGAGAUCCUCCUAUUGCAGGACUCGAACAAUGUGUUCUUCAGAGGUCAAAGUAUUUCUGCACGAGGAACACUUGCACAACUGAAAUGCGACUUCAAUCACCAUUCCUUCAAAAAAGACGUGAUGCAAAAUGUUCAGCAUGUCUGGGAUAUGUACGAGUUCGUGACCGAGGCGUACACUCUCCUUUGUGCAUUGAAGUUCUGUGGAACGUCAUCCCUAAACGACAUCCCUGAUAGUUUCCCUGCUAAAGGAACGACAGAGGAACAACUCCAAUGGGUAAAGAGUGUGGCACAACAAGUUGUGGACUACAUAUACCAGGAGCCCGAUAAGUCAUCAGUUCAAGUAGCUGCAGAAGCAUACAAGAAUGAGGCCUCUGAAGGAACAGAUGAUGCACUAGGCUAUUGCCUCUGCAAAUCUGAAAAGAAUGACGACAUGGUGCUGUGUUGCAGUUCAACAUGUCACAAGGCUUGGUUUCACCUUAGUUGUGUUGGGUUGACAGCUGCUCCAGACAAAGAGAAAGACUGGUAUUGCAGCGCCGACUGUGAGAGUGGUCCGAGUUACAUCUACUGUGUGUGCCAGCGGAAAGUCGAUCCAGAGGGCAACACAAACAUGGCGCAGUGCGCAUUGAAAGGAAACUGCAGGGGUCAUGAAUGGUAUCACCACAGAUGCAUUGGUCUUCAGUUGACUGAUCUCUUACCCGAGAAGUGGUAUUGCAGUGAAGAAUGCGCCCUUGAUUCUCAAAACGACGACCAUGUGCUGAACCACAGUAGAGCUCUCGUUCUGGAAGGAUUGCGACAUCUAGCCAGGAGAGCAGCAGUUCGGGCUGGAAAUGGACCAGUCAUGGUUGAAGACUGGAAAAUCGAUCUCAUAACUUUCUGGUCAAAGAGACACCCAAAGUACCUCAUCAAUGCCCACUACUUUUUAGCAUGUAUCGGUGGAUUUGCUCCUUCUGACAUCAGGAACAAUUUGAUCUGGAACAGAGUCAUCAAUGUCACUGGCAAGCCCGGAGGAAACAUAGGGAUGGACCUUGGUACUGAGCACAUUAACAUGGACUACAAGGGUAUGAUCGACUUCGCUCAUGGAAAUGUGACUGAGAAACACGCGCAGAGAUGUGCCAAGAUGUCAGGACCAUUUGGUAGGUACCUGGAUAUCAUGUUCAGUGAUGCCGGGAUCGUCUCCAUGAAGACGCCAACUAGGAAGAAAGCAGAGGAUGUAUACAAACAAGAUGUUGCAUUGUUUGUGGAUGAGAACGAUGGAUUUGGACUGUUUGAAUACUUGCCCUUCAGACAACACAAAGGCUUUGAAGGGUUCGACCAUAAAGAGGUGUUGCGAAAUCCAAAGAACCUUGGUAAAAAGCUGAAAGCACUUUCUACGAGAAUGGAUGCACAGCGUCGCAGUGUUAAAUUGUGCACUGACUCAUAGAAAUGGAUACAUGCUAUGGGUCCCGUAUUACUUAGCACUGUCGCAAACUGAGCAGCAUGACAUCACCUGUACAUUGUCCUUUUCCAUGCCAUGCACGAAGAGCGUGUUCAACACCGAUUUCCGGAUGCAGCGGGAUGAUUGGACAAGGUCCCUCAUGUCUUCAUCAACCCAUCUCUUGUUGACUGAAAAGGGUGGCAGAUACAUAAUGGCUUUUCCGGGUCUUCCAUCCCUCGCGCAUCGGCCUGUUUCUUGCCAAUAGCAGAGGACAUCACUAGGGCAUCCCCAGUGGAUAACCUGAUCAAUGUCGGCGAUGUCGACACCCAAACCGAAUGCUAUUGUUGCUACAACGCAGCGCAGCUUAGAACCUUCGGUGGAAAAGUUACGACAUAUUCGUUCCUGACUCUUUGAGUCCGUUGAUGCGUGGUACAUUUCGAUCAGUCUACUUUCCACACUGCAAGACUGCCCUGGUCCUGGAGCAUGGGCGGACUCGGCGAGGCUUUCGUUGAGCCAUGUGUAGAGUUCAGCAACGUGGUCGAUUUGUCUGAAAGAACAAUACUUAGUGACAUUAUUAAGGAUAUUGAAGCUAAUCCACGUGUGCCUCUUUUAAGAUCCAGUCAACAAUAGUGAAAGUGAUAUAAAUUGUAACUGAACGGAAAACCGUUUAUUGAGCAAAGUAACGAUUAACCGUAACUCCUUAUGAAAUUGACCCCUUAUAAUGUGAACAUAAUUCUUUAUAUUGCAAAACGUUAAACGUAAGAAUGAACGCAUCGCUGUCAUAAAGAUUCGCCUAAAGUUUUGACAUACUAGUUAAUUGAAAAUGAAAACCUUCAUAAAACUUAAUUCCGUAAGAAAAAUGAAAAUUGCGUUUUAAAAUUUAUUUACCGUGCAUAAAUGAUGGUUUUUGCAGCAUCGACACCCUUCUCCUUUAAUUCAUCCAAGUACCAUCCAAUGGCUUCAAACUUGUCCUUCACCGGAACCACUGAUAGAUGAAUGUUUGGUCUGUGGAUAGAACAAUUAAAGGUACAUGAACUCAGUCAUAUCCACAGAGCUAUUCAUAUAUUCCUUAAAAGUCUCCUUACACACAAGAUUUCAUUAAAUGUCCGUAUGUAGCCUAAUAGUUUAUGACAUUAUGACUCUCUGCUGUAGACAAUUAAUGUGCCUCAACUGAUAACGAGUAUUACACAGGUUUCUGUCCGAUUUAAAGUUCUGUCAAUUCCCUUAUGAUUCAUUUAUGAUAUUCAAAAGGGCCUAUCCGAGUAAUUAUGAAACCCUGGACCCUGUGGUAUAAAAGCUGAUAUCAAACCCAAUUCAGCAACUCAAACAUAAGUCUCGAAAUUCGCGAUUUUGAUUGGCUAAUACCCUGAUACCGGACUCAUGUUUGAAUUCCUAACAAACAAAACAAAAUAUAAC
This is a messenger RNA of Strongylocentrotus purpuratus (purple sea urchin), 5108 nucleotides long. RefSeq lists its product as uncharacterized. Bases 384 to 3698 code for a protein of 1104 amino acids. The record is from RefSeq and is a predicted model, not a curated record. Lineage: Eukaryota; Metazoa; Echinodermata; Echinoidea; Camarodonta; Strongylocentrotidae. The transcript is spliced from 13 exons.